ACAAAAUACAGCUGCGGUAUUUUAUUUUCCUGUAUUGUUUUCAUUACUCUGAUAUCGAAUAUUAUAUUAUAUCUGAAUUCUAAAUUCAAAUGAGGACUUCAUUAUUCUAAAAGUUAUAAAGACACUGGUUGCAAUGAUGUAUUUAGGUAAUUCGUGUAGUUAAUUCAGGUAUUCACGAAUAGGUACAUUUCUAUUUAAUUUUUUUCCAAAAACAUUGCAUUAAAAUGAUAAUGAAGUUUUUCAGAAACUUAUCAAUUAAGAUAAGAAGUUUUUCGCAGCAGUUUUCAGUGCAAUCAGGAACAAUGGCCAACCCAAUUGUGACUGUAAAUGAAGGUAGCCUGCGUGGUGCAGUCCAAAAACUCUAUAAUGGUUCAGAUUAUUAUAGUUUUCAAGGUAUCCCCUACGCACAACCUCCAGUAGGAAAACUUCGGUUUAAGGCCCCACUUCCGCCACAGCCAUGGGAAGGAAUCCUAGAUGCCACAAAACAUGGCCCGGUUUGCCCUCAAACCACCCCAACAAGAGAAUUAUUAGAAGGCGACGAAAACUGCUUAUUUCUCAACGUUUACACUCGCUCUUUGAAAAAGGAAUCAAAGCUUCCCGUCAUGGUAUACAUUCAUGGAGGAGGCUAUUUAUCAGGAUCUGGUAAUGAUGAUAUGUAUGGUUCUGGAAACUUCUUCUUACCCGAUUUCCUCUUACAACAUAAUGUUAUUUUAGUCACUUUAAAUUAUAGGUUAGAAAUGCUAGGUUUCUUGACUCUAGAUACUCCAGAAGUGCCUGGUAAUGCAGCUAUGAGAGACCAAGUUAUGGCGUUGAAAUGGGUUCAGAAUAAUAUAGUCCAAUUUGGUGGAGACCCCAAUUCUGUCACCAUUUUUGGCGAAAGCUCUGGAGCGGCGGCUGUGGUAUAUCACAUGUUUUCGCCCAUGUCCAUCGGGCUAUUCCAUAGAGUUAUAGCUGAAAGUGGGAGUUACGAUUUAGCUCGUCGUGAGGGCGAAAAAGAAAGGGCUUUCAGAGCUGGCAAAGUUCUAGGAAAAGAAACAAAUAACGUGCAGGAAUUACUUGACUUCUUUAAAAGUCUAGAAGCUAGUAAGCUCACUAAUCUGACGAUCGCAACUUUAACUGACGACGAAAAAUUCCGGGGUCUUCCGGCAAAAUUCGUUCCGUCUAUAGAAAAGAAAUAUCCCGGUGUACAAGCAUUUAUGGAUGAAGAUCCAACAAAAAUGUUGCUCGAAGGCAAAAUUAAUAGGGUACCACUUAUGAUCGGUUACAACUCAGGUGAAGGUUUAAUUAUGACACAAUACCACGCUGCUUUGUUGGACGUUUAUAAUAAACAACCAUCUUUUUAUGUUCCCAAAGAAAUUGUGGAUAGAAUUACAAAAGACCAGUUGACAGAUUUCGGUAGUAGAAUAAAGAAGUUCUACGUAGGCGAUAGAGAUAUCACUAAAGAAGAUUUAGGCAUAAUACGUGACAUACAAACGGACAUACAUUUUUCGUACACAACACACAGAUUUGCUGACUUGUACAGCAAAGUGUGUCAGCAAACUUACAUGUACAGAUUUGAUUCGGUGACUGAACUGAACGUUAUCAAAAAUUCACUGAAUUUGCCUAACGUGGGAGGUGUCAGUCACGCGGAUGAACUGUUUUAUUUGUUCUACAAUUAUUUGAAUGAAAAGCCUUAUAAAGGCCAGAAAAAAUUAAGGGACAUUGUAUUCAAGGUGACAAAGCUUUGGGCAGACUUUGCAAAAACCAGCCUACCAACACCGACACAUCUAGAACCAAAAUGGCAACCAUACACAGUUCAAGGGAAGGAAUAUUAUAUCAUAGAUCAGCAGUUUUCGCAGGGGAAAUAUGCUGAUAAAGAAAGGAUGGAUCCUCCGGUGGUGACAGUACAGGAAGGCAAACUGCGUGGCACCACAUACAACCUUGUUGAUGGCUCCACUUGCUUCGCUUUUAGAGGAAUUCCGUUCGCUCAACCACCCGUUGGAGAUCUACGAUUUAAGGCUCCUUUACCACCUCUAUCAUGGCAAGGUAUACGCGAUGCAACCAACUUUGGUGAUAUAUGCACACAAUACAAUAGAACAUAUCAAGGAUCUGAAGAUUGCUUAUUCUUAAAUAUAUAUACAAAAUCCCUGCAACCGAAUGCAAGAAACGCUGUGAUGGUUUAUAUUUAUGGAGGUUCAUAUUAUGAGGGAUCAGGAGAUUUCUUUUUAUCUGACUUUUUGAUGCUACAUGAUAAUGUUAUGUUAGUCACAUUCAAUUACAGACUCGAUAUUCCAGGCUUCCUUUCUUUGGAUAUACCUGAGGCGCCAGGAAAUGCUGGAAUGAAAGACCAAGUGGCCGCUCUGCGUUGGAUUCAAAAUAAUAUAGCUCAAUUCGGAGGUGAUCCUAAUAGUGUGACACUUUUCGGCGAAAGUUCUGGAGCGUCAUCUGUGACCUAUCACAUGUUGUCCCCAAUGUCGACAGGUCUUUUCCACAAAGUAAUAGCACAAAGUGGAGUAUGCAUCCACGACUGGGCGAUAGCUUAUGGUGCAAAAGCAAGAGCUUUUCGAGCAGGAAAGGUUUUAGGCACCAAAACACACGAUGUACGAGAAUUACUGAAAUAUUUAAAAGGUUUAGAUGCGAAAGCUCUUACUAAUCUAACAUUUGCGACAUUGACAUCCGAUGAACAGUACAGAGGUUUACCGGAACAAUUCAUUCCAAACGUUGAAAAGAAAUUCCCAGGUGUUGAGGCGUUUAUUACUGAAAAUCCAGUAAAUAUGCUAGUUGAGGGUAAAGUUAACAGAGUUCCUCUGAUGCUUGGAUAUAACUCCGGUGAAGGGUUAAUAGUUUUAAAAGAUCAUCUUACUAAAUUGGACGUUUAUAAUAAAGAACCCUCGUAUUAUGUGCCGAGAGAAAUAAAGGGAAGGGUUUCCAAGGAUCAGUUAAAAGAAUUCGGCGAUAGAAUUAAGGAAUUCUACUUCGGACGCAGGAACAUAACUAAAGACGAUUUGAAUACAAUAGUUGACAUGCAAACCGAUAUGCACUUUUCUUACAAUACUCAUAGGUUUGCCCAUUUAUACGCAAAAUUACGCGAACCGGUCUAUUUGUAUUCGUUUAAUUUGGUGACAGAUUUGAAUAUUAUUAAAAUUGCAUUAGAUCUCACCAAUUUGAAGGGCGUGAGCCACGCUGAUGAACUUUGGUACUUGUUUUAUAACUACUUAAAUGAUGAACUCUACGCGGAACAGGAAAGAUUGAGAGACAUCGUGUUCAGAGUAACGAAGCUAUGGGUAAACUUCGCCAAAACUGGUUGUCCAACGCCUGACAGUAGUUUAGGAGCAAUUUGGCAUCCAUACACACUAAAAGGAAAAGAGUAUUUCAAAAUAGACGAGCCGUUCGCUCCGGGAAAUAAGUUGAACGAAAGGAGAAUCAAGUUUUGGGAUAAACUAUAUGAAGAUGCUCAUGAAAAAUAAUUUCAGAGUAACCCAAUAGUGAGAGUAAAUGAAGGUCAACUGCGAGGCACUACCUACGACCUCGUGGAUGGAUCCACAUGCUACGCUUUUAGAGGAGUACCGUUUGCACAGCCACCUGUUGGAGACCUUCGGUUUAAGGCACCACUUCCACCUUUACCCUGGGAAGGCGUGAGAGAUGCAAUCAAUUUCGGACCAAUUUGCACUCAAUUUAACGUAACCCAACAAGGUGAAGAAGACUGCUUGUUCGUAAGCAUUUAUACUAAGUCACUGCAACCAGAUUCGAAAUCUCCUGUUAUAGUGAACAUUCACGGUGGAUCAUAUAACGAAGGAUCGGGCGAUUUCUUUUCACCCGACCUUCUUAUGUUACAUGAAGAUGUACAUGGUACGAAUAUUGUUUUCGUUACGUUGAACUAUAGGCUUGAGCUACUGGGAUAUCUCUCAUUAGAUACACCUGAGGUACCAGGAAAUGCGGGCAUGAAAGACCAAGUAGCUGCGUUGCGCUGGAUUAAAAAUAAUAUAGCUCAAUUCGGAGGCGAUCCAAAUUGUGUGACACUUCUUGGAGAGAGUUCCGGAGCGUCGUCAGUCACAUAUCACAUGUUCUCUCCGAUGUCAACAGGCCUUUUCCAUAGAGUGAUAGCAGAGAGUGGUGUUUGCACUAACGAUUGGGCGAUAGCUAGGAAUAUGAAAGCAAGAGCUUUUAGAGCUGGAAAGAUCUUAGGUACUGAUACUGAUGACGUUAACGUAUUACUUGAUUAUUUAAGAGGUUUAGAGGCAGGCUCACUCACUAAUCUUACUACGGCCACGUCAACAGUAGAUGAACAGCUAAGAGGUUUCCCAGAGCAAUUUAUCCCUGUGGUUGAGAAAAAACACUCACAUGUUGAAGCAUUUAUAACUGAAAAUCCAUUAAAAAUGCUUGCUGAAGGCAAAGUAAUCAAUAAAGUGCCCUUAAUGCUUGGAUAUAAUUCUGCAGAAGGACUAUAUAACGUGCAGGAUCACGUUGCAAAAUUGGAUAUUUAUAAUAACAAACCAUCUUAUUAUGUACCUAGAGAAGUUUCUGAAAAGGUUUCUAAAAAAACAUUAAAACAGUUCGGUGCUAGAAUAAAGAAAUUCUACUUUGGGGAUAAAAACAUGACUAAAGACGACAUGAAUACGAUAGCCGAAUUGCUUACUGAUACAGAAUUUUCAUACAACAUUCAUAGAUUCACGCAUUUGUACACAAAUUUAUCUUUACCGGCGUAUUUGUACAGGUUUGACUUAGUGACGGAUUUGAAUAUCGUCAAAAUUGUGUUACUAGGGCUUGCCGAUUUGAAUGGUGUGAGCCACGGUGACGAUCUUUGGUACUUAUUUUACAAUUGGUUGAAUGAACAGCAAUAUAAGCAACAAGCUAAUUUGAGGGAUAUCGUCUUCAGAGUUACGAAGUUGUGGGUGAAUUUUGCCAGAACUGGGAAUCCAACACCCGACGACACUUUGGGAGCUAUUUGGAAACCAUACUCAACGCAUGGGAAGGAGUUCUUCAAAAUUGAUGAAACUUUUGCUUUAGGCCAUAAGGCUGAUGAACGAAGGAUGCAGUUUUGGGACAAACUAUAUUCAAAUGCUGGCCAACCUCAUAUUGUGACCAGCACAAAUUAG
This is a messenger RNA of Pararge aegeria (speckled wood butterfly), 5075 nucleotides long. RefSeq lists its product as uncharacterized. Lineage: Eukaryota; Metazoa; Arthropoda; Insecta; Lepidoptera; Nymphalidae. The transcript has 11 exons. The record is from RefSeq and is a predicted model, not a curated record.